GCAGUGCCUGCUAGAAUGUCCUAAAUGAGUCAGGAUUAUGUGUCUCUCUUGCUCAGAUUGAGAGUAAAGCCACGGCUUGAGCGCUUUGUAUCUCUGCUGCUUGGCUGAGCACAGGAAUGAGCACAGCAGUGGUACACAGAGGAUUCCUCAGGAAAUAUGGGGGCUUCAUGUUCAAGCAAUGGAAGGAGAAGUAUCUGGUAUUGACGGUAGAAGGAAAUUUGAUGGUUUGCAAAGAUGUAGACUCACCGCCUGACCAGGUGGUGGCGCUGCAGAGUAACUGUGAGUCCAUUGUGGAGGGUAAAGAAAUCCUGGACUUGCCCCGUUUACCCCCUGGAGGGCGCAGAGACAGCUGCUUUGCCCUCAUCUUGCCCCAAGACAAAUUCCUCCUGCUGCUGUCCGACAGCCCUGAUGAGUGCAGUCAAUGGCUGAAGUUACUCAGGAAGGUGAAGGAGGGUGUGACGUCACCGCUCGCCCUGAAGAGGCAGCAGAGCAUCACACCUUGCAUCACAGACAGAGAGCCGCUUCCAGAUGUGUCCAGUGAUAAAGACCCCUCGUCCCCCCACUUCAGUGACAAGGCCCUGAACUCCCCAGACGUCCGAUCCAGAGAAAAUUCCUUCAGACACAGAGGAAGCAUAAACCAGCGCCCUCCCCGCAGCCCCACUAUAGCUCCGCCCCUUCGAUCUGCAGACUGUCUGCGCCAUGGAAACAGCAGUGAUGCACGGGCGGUGAGGGCGGUGUGUCUUGUGAUGGGCGGGGCGGCUGCGUCCUCAGCGCUGGGUUACCUGAGCUCCUGUCCACCUGCCUCCUCUAACAUGGCCGUACAUGCGCCAGACAUGGCCCAUUCGACAGCUUUCUCCGAGGUGGGAGGAGGCAGUCCGUACCACCCCUGCAGCCAGGCCAUAGAGUCGCCACAUUUUAACAGCUUCGACUUUGAGGGGGACUCUGAUUUUGAUGCUUUUGACUGUGGAGGGUUUGACUUUUAAUGGAGUUGAUUCAGAGAAUUAGGGUUUAAUUUAUCCACAGGGUCCCCACGGUCAUGGAAAACCUGGAAAUAUUAGGGCAUUGGAAAAUGUUGAAUUUCACACCUGGAUAAGUCAUGGAAAUUCAUAGGUCAAAAGAUGUGAGAACCCUUGAUCCACUGUCUAUCUGUGUUUCUUGUAAAACGGCUCUUUCCUCAGUUGAAGGCAGCAAACAGUUGGAAUUAUGAGGAAUGGGUGAAUUUACCUUGUCAAGCAGUGUUGGGUGUAAUCUGAUUACAAAGUAACUAGCUACUGUAAUCAAAUUACUUUUUAGCCAAUACGUGGUUUUAGUGUACAUUCAAUUCUUGUAAUGAGAUUACAGUCACUGGAUUUCCAUUAAGUUAUUUACUUUUAAGUACAUUACUUGGGUAACACAUAUUUCUAGAAUAAUUUUUAUAUGUAUAAAUACAUCUAAAACAUCAGUUAUGUUCAUUUGUACGUCUGUUUAUGUUCCUGUGACAGCUGAAGCCAAAAAAAAAAUGUUUCAUUAAAUAAUCAGUAAAGUACUCAGAGAAGUAAAAAUUAUAGUGGAUCACAAACCAGGCCAUAUUUCACCCCAAAAUCUAAAUAAAUAAAUACAAAUAUUGUAUCCACAUAUUUCUGUGACCAUUGCGACCUCACACACACAAACACACACACAUUUCUAGCAUGUAGUGUUAAUGGAGAAUGUGCUUAAUUGUCAUGAGAAUAAAAUCACAGUGUAAAAAAAAUAAAUAAAUAAAAAUAGCGGUCCAGAAACACUACAAUAAUGUUCCAUUUGUUAACAAUAAUAAAUGCAUUAGGUAUCAUAAACAAACAAUGAACAAUAUACAGAAUUUUCCACAUCAUUCAUUAAUGUUUGUCAAUGUUAAUUAAUAAAAAUACAAUUGUUCAUUCUUAGUUCAUGUUAGUUCAUUGUGCGUUAACUAAUAUUAACAAAUUUACAACUUUUGAUUUUAAAAAUGUAUUAGUAUAUGUUGAAAUUAACAUUAACCAAGAUUAAUACUGCAAAUGCUGAAAAGGUAUUGUUCAUUGUUAAUGUUAACUAAUUGUUAACUAAUUAACCUUAUUGUAAAGUGUUACCAACGGUCCUAAGAAAAACCUUUUUUUUUCUUUGAAUUUUGGGGUGAAAUGUCACCUAUCGCCUAUGUGUUCUUGACUGGUGUCAUGAGAUUGACCCAACUGUACUCCUUUUAAUUCAUAUGUUGUGGCUAUUAAUUUUGUAUGUUUUAUGUGUAUAUACAUUAUGUUCCCAUAUAAAGAAGUAAUGUUACUGUGUUUGAAAAGUCUUAUUUAACCCAUUUUUUUUUCUUACUAAUCCAAUUCAAACUAAAUGGUUCAAAGGUCUUGUCUUGGUAUGAUUGCAUACACUUAUCACUACCCUCAUUGUAUAAAAGGACUGUAAUGUGAAAAGAUGAAUUUGCUUAUUCGGUGCAUUUUGAACUCUCUUCAUGUGCUCUUUUCAUUUGCUCACUUUCAGAAACUGUGGCAGUGUUUCAGGAGCGGUGCUGCACCGCUGCUGAAUUAUGAGUGCCGCUAUUAUCUAUUGAUAUUUCACAUGGCUCAUUAAUAUCAAUGAUGUGACGCAACGUAAAACUUGCCAGCACCAGUCAGUUGCGCACUUAUACUGCGUGCAGUCAAUUGGGACACCUGUAUGAAGUGAAAGAGACCCCACCAUAUACACUCAUGUAUUCACAGUGAUGUCAACGUUUAGCAGCCCAUCAAAGGCUGUUCACUAGUGCGUACACAUACACAACAGAGAAGCAGGAGACCCAACAUGAUAACUCCUCUAGCGGAAAGUCUUUUACUCUGAUAACUUCUUUGGCAAAGGUAGUAGAAAUAUAGGUAGAACUUAUAUAGAAAUACAUUUUUCUUCGGUGUAAAAUCUGUUCUAGAAUCCGCUCUUUGAUUGUAGGAAAAGUAACUGUCGUUUUUUGCCUUCAGAAAUUCAAAGAGAUGACUGUACUUAAUCAGUAGGAUUACACGCAGAUUAUUUCAAUUUAGCCCUAUAUAAAUACAUUUUUUUUUACAGAUGUUACUGUUGCAUCAAGUCAAAAUCAAUGCUAUACUAUCUAAUGUGCAUUUGAGCACCAAAAUAAUAUAAAUAUAUAUAAUAUUGUCACUGUUAUUUUAGUUUCUAUCAUUAUAUUUAAAAUAUUUAUAAAAAUAUUUAUUUUUGCCACUUUUGCUACCAAAUCGGGUGCUGGCAACACACUCUCACGGCGAAAAUGUCAGGAUUUGUAUGACUUUUAGAUAAGGGGUUUGGGUUAGGGCAUAAUAUUAAUAAGUAUGUCCUUAACGCCUCGUGCGCGGAACUCACACUUACUUCCAUAAUACCCAUCCGGAAAUUUGCAAGUGAUAAAGUCGUACGAGUUUAUGCGAACAACAUCGUGCGAGACCAUACGAAAUAGACAACUCGUGACAUCGGGUUGGGUGCUGGUGCCACCAUCUGUAGAACUUGAUGGCACCAGUGCCACUGCUCUCCUAUGUUAGUCUGGAGCCCUGUGGUGACAUGUAUGUUCUGUUAGAUAGGUUUAG
This is a messenger RNA of Myxocyprinus asiaticus (Chinese sucker), 3536 nucleotides long. RefSeq lists its product as uncharacterized. The record is from RefSeq and is a predicted model, not a curated record. Gene Ontology annotation, cellular component: membrane. The transcript is spliced from 5 exons. The coding region runs from base 117 to 983 and encodes 288 amino acids. Lineage: Eukaryota; Metazoa; Chordata; Actinopteri; Cypriniformes; Catostomidae. Gene Ontology annotation, biological process: regulation of cell differentiation.